GCUGAGAGGGCUGCAGGGGCUUCCGUUCGCUAAGCGUUCCCUAUGGAUUGUUCCACACGGAUUGCGGUGUUGAUGGAGUAACAGUGGGGCACCGAGUCAGAUGUCUUGUUUGGUGUGAAGACUUUCCCGUCAGCGCCCUGACCCGCACCCACAUCACACCCACUCCCUGUAAUAUGAGUGAGGCAGCACGGAGCUGGCACUGUAUAGCCCGAAGCUGCUCAUUCUCCAGUAUGAAAGGCUCCCUGUUGUUUAUCCCCUCCAUAGGGGGAAAUAAAAGCGCUUAUGUAUAGUGGCCAACGCGUCGGAUCCUUUGUUAUUGCCUUUAUUUGGGGAUUUGCAAGUCGCUGCUGCACCUGCGACCAGGACGAGUUGUCGCCACCAAGCUCCUUUCCUGGCUGGACUGAGUGACUCUCAUCUGGCACUAAUUGGUGGAUUUGGUAGCGGCGGUGCAGUCAAGCAGAAUGGAAGAUGUUCCUGUCCUGCUGGGAGAACUGCGUCCUGGCAGGGAACAGUCAUAUGACUGGAAGUCAAGUUGCGAAACCUGGAGCGUUGCGUUUUCUCCUGAUGGGUGUUGGUUUGCUUGGUCCCAAGGACAUGGCAUUGUCAAGCUCCUGCCGUGGCCACUGGAGGAAGAACGUUUACGGCCCCAAGCCUUUGCUUCUAAAAACCAAUGUAUCAAGAUCACAGAUAUUAAAGGACGACGAAGUCCUGAGGAAAAGACACUGGACUGUGGUCAAAUAGUUUGGGGGUUAUCUUUUGGCUCCUCAUCAUCACCCUUGGGGAGGAAAUUAUGGCCCUGCAACAGACACCAAGCUGCUGGAUCAAACAGUUCUUUGAUGCUUUUAGCAACAGGGCUGAAUGAUGGCCAUGUCAAAGUUUGGGACGUUCAUACAGGCUGCCUUCUUUUUAAUCUGGCUGGUCACCAGGAUGUUGUGAGAGAUGUGAGCUUUUCCACUAAUCAGAGCCUUAUACUGGUCACUGCUUCUCGGGACAAGACGCUGCGCAUAUGGGACUUAAAAAAAGAUGGUAAAUUACUACAUGUGUUGUCUGGACAUACCAACUGGGUGUAUUGCUGUGCCAUCUCCCCAGACUGUAGCAUGCUGUGCUCUGCAGCAGGCGAGAACUCAGUGCUGUUAUGGAGCAUGCGUUCUUAUACACUCAUACGCAAACUGGAGGGGCACCAGAACAGCGUGGUGUCAUGUGACUUCUCUCCCGACUCUGCCCUUUUGGUCACAGCUUCUUAUGACACUACUGUCAUCAUGUGGGACCCUUACACAGGGGAACGCCUACGAGAGUUUCUGCACGUUUCUUUACCACCUGAUCUGGAGUACAGCACAACAGAACCACAGCUAAGCUCCCUGAGGUCUGUCUGUUUCUCACCAGAGGGGCUCUUCUUGGCCAGCUUGGCAGAUGACAGAUUUCUGAGACUAUGGUCUCUAGAGCUACAAGAUCCUGUGUCUGUUGCACCAGUCACAAAUGGUUUGUGCUGUACUUUUUUGCCACAUGGGGGAGUUCUUGCAACAGGCAAUAGAGAUGGCCACGUGCAGUUCUGGACUUCCCCGAAGGUCCUGUCCUCACUCCGGCACUUGUGUCGCAAGGCACUACGUUGCUUCCUUACCACUUAUCAAGUCCUUGCUUUACCUAUUCCAGGAAAAAUGAAGGAUUUUCUUACUUAUCGGACUUAUUUAUAGCCUCUUUGUGUAAGGAGCAGCAAUAGGGGACCUUCAAGCCACCUUAUUUAAAAGUAUUUGACACCACACUGAUUUCACAAAUAACCCCCACAGUGGACGUAGAUGUACUCCUGGCUAAAGUGCACCUUACUGGUACCUCCAUGGAACAAGAGCCAACAUAUUGGCAAAAAGCAAAUAUAUUAAUACCUGAUAAAGAGAAGUACAUUGUGGUAAGGUCUGUAAAUGAUAAAGUCACCAUCACCUGUUCUAUUCAGAUUAGCAGAUGUGAGCUAUCUAGAACAUACUGGGUUCUGGCAGAAUUCAAUUAUUUCAAUUGCAUUUACUUUUUUUUUCCCCUCUUGGACAAUUUACUAUGCAAUUUUUGCCCUACGAGGUGUUUUUCCCUCCCAGCUUGAAUCAAUCUUAAAGUGAUACUGACAU
Messenger RNA from Xenopus tropicalis (tropical clawed frog), 2111 nucleotides. It is a transcript of the gene wsb2, whose product is annotated as WD repeat and SOCS box containing 2. The record is from RefSeq and is marked provisional. Gene Ontology annotation, biological process: protein ubiquitination; intracellular signal transduction. NCBI's taxonomy places the organism in Eukaryota, Metazoa, Chordata, Amphibia, Anura, Pipidae.